GUCCGGUAGGAACGUUUAUCGCUCUACUUCACAAAUCUAAAGUAUAAUGUUCACGUUUUUAGCGUCUUCUUACGUGCGUGUCGUGUAGAUUUAUUAAUACAUUUUCUUUCAUCAACCGUAUUUAAAACGGUCCAAGUGUCUUUUGAUUCCAGCGCGCGGGGAUGUUUUGGUGACGGACCUGAGGCACCACGUGACAGAGAGAUGGCUUCACGCGCUCACGAGCUGGUUACGCUGAUCGGGCUGUGCGACGGAGAGCUGGACCCUAAAAGGCACCGGUCCUCGUAUCUGACCAACAAAGUCGGGGGUCAGCCGGACUGCGUACCGGGCGUCUCCCGGCAGCAUCCGCGGUGCGGCCGCUGCGCAGCCCCGUUAGUCCACGUGGUGCAGGUGUACUGCCCCCUGGAGGCCUCCCCUUACCACAGGACCCUCCACCUGUUCGCGUGCCCAGGGGCCGAGUGCAGCGGCAGGUCGGACUGUUGGAGGGUGCUCCGCUCUCAGGGCCUGGAGGCGGCGGCGGCAGCGCAGGGGCCCAACCCGGCGCGGGGGCCUCCUCUGUCGGCCACCGACUGGUGUGACACCGCUGAUGACUGGGGGAUGGAGGAGGGGGGUGGAGGAGGAGGUGCGAAGGAGGUUCAAGAGGAGGCAGCAGCUCCUGAAGCAGAGGCAGCCGGAGAGGCCGACGUCAGCAGCCAGCUUCGGGAUCUCAGUUUGGGAGACUCGCAGCAGGGCGUCCCCGUCCUCCGUCCGUUCUUCAUCGGUGUGGCGGAGGAGUCGGAUCUGGGCGGAGAGGAAGUCGACCUGCAGCACGCUGAGGAGCUGCUGAGGGAGUACGAGAGGAGAGAAGGAGUGGCGGUGGUGGAGCUGGAGGGCGGCGAGGACGGCGGCGGGCAGGAGAAGUACGAGAAGACGAAAGCCCGGCACGGAGAUGCAGUCUUCUCCAGGUUCAUGAAGGAGAUCUCGCUCUGUCCUCAGCAGAUCCUGAGGUACUGUCGCGGCGGCAAACCGCUCUUCAUCUCCGAGCCGCCGUCCAACAUGGCUCAGGUGGUUCCGGCGUGCGGCUCCUGCGGAGGAUCCAGGACGUUUGAGCUGCAGCUGAUGCCGGCUCUGGUCAGUCUGCUGCGGCGGAAGGACGGCGGCGCUGAGUCGGAGCUGGAGUUUGGGACGGUGCUGGUUUAUACCUGCAAAACCAGCUGCUGGACGGCAGGAUCAGGAUCAGCUGUGGACGAGUUCUGCUUCGUUCAGACGGACCCGGACCAGCAGCUCUUUAAAUGACCGAGCAGGUUAACGGGUCCGAGCUGUGAUAAUUAAAACAGAAAAAACGAUCAUUAAAAAAGGAAAACGCAUGAGCUUGUGGAUGCACACGCGUCCUGGAAAGCCUGGAAAACUAGUCAGCUGUUUUCCAGGCUUUCCAGUCUUUGGAAUAUAUUAGUAAAUAUGAGUCGCUGCUCGCUGUGGCCGUUAGUUCUGGUUAUAAAUGAAAGUUUUCUCAUCAACUUGCUUUAAAUCGUUGUACAUCCUCCGCAGCGAGGAACUCGACGUGACGUGAUCCCGGUCUGUCAUGGCAGCUGGAUGACCUGGAAAAUGAUCUUCAGAAAAGAGUUGGACAGCUUUUAUUUCCAAAGCAGCUCCAGAUGUUUUUCAAUCUUUUCAGUUCAGCAGAAGUCGGUGUGAGCUGAGAACAGCAGACCUCCGAUGGUUUAAUAGUCACUUUGCUGCAGUGAUGUCAGCGUGUACUCCAGGACACUGUGACAUCACUGCUGGGUGUGGUUACAGGUGCAGUUUAGUGAUGGCGGCUGUGUUCAGAGGUGAAACAGUAACUACGGCGAGCGUAGUUACGUCAGUAGUUGACAUUACACGUGGCUGUAAUAAAGAAGUAGUAGUAGAAACCAGAAACAAAACCAGUCGCAUGAACCUGAAGGCCACAGAGUUACGAGUUCGCUACAUCAGAACUUACUCGGAAAAAGUGUUUCCAUCUCCCGUUUAGAGCAUUUACUCUUUUUCCACAAAAACCACCUCAAGCGAGCACAAAAACUCUAUUUUUUGCAUCAACCUUUUCUAACGCGAUGCUUCGAAAUGCGCAUUAAAACCCGUUGAUGGAAACACGGCUAGAGGCUCGAAGCUCCCCUGAAUAAAUAAAGGUUAAAGGAGUAACAGCAGACCUGAAACACUGUUCGCUGUUCGCCACUCUUCAAAGUGUAAAAGUGAUCAAACACGGUGCGUCUCAAAUCAGCAUAUAGUGAACUAUGAUGCCUGAGAGUUGAAAUGUUUCUUGCUGCAGGAGGAGACCUCGCAGUCUGCAGCAGGUCUGCCAGAGAGCUCAGAAAAUGCUCCUGGUUCUAGAGAAAGAUGCCAGAAGAAGGAAAGAUGAUCUGCCCACGAUUAAAUGUUAAAGCACUUCAAAGGGUAGUUUCACCUAAAAUAGAGCAGUGGCAUGUUCUCGCUACAGCUCGUGGUUACAUGGAGAACACGUGCUUAAUGUUGUCAGCGUGACUUUAAAACUUGCACACGUGCAGCCGCAGUGCGAUUUACAGCGGAUUUACCCUUUAAUAACAUUCCUGCAGCUGCCUAAUGUUGGCUGCUCUGACCUUUGGCCUCCCUCUAAUGAAACGUUUCUGCUCUGAGAAGUGAAAGUGCCUUUAAUAUCGUGCUGCAUGAGGAGAAAAGAGAAAAUCUGUCACUCAGCGUUCAUGAAAUCAAGUAUCAGGACACAGAACAAUCCAAUGUUUUCCUUUCUUUUUACUUCACGAUACAUUUCUACCAUUCAGUGUCUUAAGCUUCACACCAAGAAGAGCUCAGGUCGAACAGCAUUUAUGAAAGUCGGCGUAGGAAAUGUAAACCGUACAGAGUGAAAGCUAUAAAAAUGUAAAUGAUCAGCUGAAGGACUUUGGUUUUUUACUGGACCAGAUCCAGAGUAUCAAAAAUAGAUUUCUUAAUUAAUUGGCCAACAGAUAACGACAGGAUGUUCUCACAGUUGUGUGACUUCAGCGUCUGUGAUGAUUGUUGUGACUGCGUGACAUUAAAGUCUUUAAUCACA
Micropterus salmoides (largemouth bass) is the source of this 3034-nucleotide messenger RNA. RefSeq names its product programmed cell death 2-like (gene pdcd2l). NCBI's taxonomy places the organism in Eukaryota, Metazoa, Chordata, Actinopteri, Centrarchiformes, Centrarchidae. The record is from RefSeq and is a predicted model, not a curated record. Gene Ontology annotation, cellular component: cytoplasm. Bases 202 to 1272 code for a protein of 356 amino acids. The transcript has 2 exons.